UUGACAGUUUAGACAACAAACGUUUUAGUCCUUAUUUGCCCAAAAAUGAACGAAGUCGAGAAACUUGAAUAUUUAUCUCUCGUGUCUAAAGUAUGUACCGAAUUGGAAAACCAUCUCGGGAUGAACGACAAGGAUUUAGCCGAGUACAUAAUCCACCUGUCUGAGAAGCACGACACUGUGGAUAGUUUCAAGAAAGUUCUGGUUGAGAAUGGCGCCGAAUUUUCCGACUCUUUCGUGUCAAAUUUGCUCCGAAUUAUCCAACACAUGCGCCCCAAAAAGACAAAUCAGACGAGUAAAGUGAACUCGAGUCAUGAACAGGAUUCUUUAGCGGCGAAAUUCCCGGGUUUGGCUUUGCCGAAUGAGCCUCAGAAGCCCCCCACGCCGGAGGUUGAGACCAAGGGGGAGGAUGAGGAUAUUGUGGCCGAUUUAAUGGCCCAGUUGGAGGCUGAUGCCCCCUCACAGGCCAAAAAUGAAACGAAGGAAAAGAGGGAGAGGAGUAGGAGUCCGGAGCGGAAGCGUAGGAGGAGGGAGAGGUCCAGGUCUAGGGAUAGGAGACGGAGGUCGAGGGAGAGGUCCGGGAGAAGGCGUCGGAGUCGGAGUAGGUCACGUAGGAGGAGAAGUAGGAGUAGAAGUGUUUCCCCAAGAAGGAGGGACAGGAAAAUCAAGCGGGAAAGCCCAGAAUUGGAUGAGGAUCCAAUCCCUGGAAAAAUUUAUACAGGAAAAGUCGCAAAUAUUGUCCCUUUUGGUUGUUUUGUCCAGUUGGAAGGUUUGCGCCGUCGUUGGGAGGGUCUAGUCCACAUUUCCCAAUUAAGGGCUGAAGGGCGAGUUACAAACGUUUCUGAAGUCGUUUCACGUGGAAUGAAAGUCAAAAUCAAAGUUUUAUCAGUGACCGGUCAAAAAGUCUCCUUAUCAAUGAAAGAUGUUGAUCAGGUGACCGGAAAAGACCUCAAUCCCCUCUCUCACGCUCCUACCGAACGUGAAGACAAAGACCGGAACCCAGAUCGUCCCAUGAACACCGGAACUUCCGUUUUGCGUCUUCCUGUCGGCAUCGAUGAAAACGAGGAAAACUCCCGGAAACGCGUGACCCGGAUUUCGAGUCCGGAACGCUGGGAAAUCAAACAAAUGAUUUCCUCGGGAUGUAUCGACAAGAGUGAAUUGCCGGAUUUCGACGACGAAACCGGACUUUUACCCAAGGAUGAAGACGGCGAGGCCGACAUCGAAAUCGAGCUCGUUGAGGACGAACCUCCUUUCCUGCAAGGUCACGGGAGGGCCCUCCACGAUUUGAGUCCCGUUCGAAUUGUGAAAAACCCCGAUGGGUCUUUAGCCCAAGCUGCAAUGAUGCAAUCGGCGUUGGCUAAAGAACGUCGCGAGCAAAAAAUGCUUCAACGAGAACAGGAAAUGGACUCGCAACCGUCCGGAAAAAACAAAAACUGGAUUGAUCCACUCCCCGAAGAUGAGAAUAAAACGAAUUCGGCGCGAGGGAUCGGUUUGCAAUCCCAGGAUUUACCCGAAUGGAAGAAACACGUGAUUGGGGGGAAAAAAUCUUCGUUUGGGAAAAAAACUAAUUUGAGUAUUUUGGAGCAAAGACAGAGCCUCCCCAUUUAUAAGUUGAAGGAGGAGUUGAGGAAGGCCGUGACCGAUAAUCAGAUUUUGAUCGUGAUUGGUGAGACAGGGUCGGGGAAAACGACCCAAAUUACUCAGUAUUUGGCCGAGAGUGGGUUUACAGCUAGGGGGAAGAUUGGGUGUACGCAACCGAGGAGGGUGGCUGCCAUGUCGGUGGCGAAGAGGGUAGCGGAGGAGUUUGGAUGUAGAUUGGGACAGGAAGUGGGGUACACAAUCCGGUUUGAGGACUGCACAAGCCCGGAAACAAUCAUCAAAUACAUGACAGACGGUAUGUUACUUCGUGAGUGUCUCAUGGACUUGGACCUCAAAGCCUACUCGGUGAUAAUGUUAGACGAGGCCCACGAACGCACUAUUCACACUGACGUCCUUUUCGGCCUCCUCAAACAAGCCGUCACGAAACGUCCCGAACUCAAACUAAUCGUCACUUCGGCAACUCUCGACGCUGUUAAAUUCUCACAAUACUUCUUCGAAGCUCCAAUUUUCACAAUUCCAGGUCGUACAUUCCCGGUUGAAGUUCUUUACACGAAAGAGCCCGAAACCGACUAUUUGGACGCGAGUCUAAUCACCGUGAUGCAAAUCCACCUACGUGAGCCCCCCGGCGAUAUUUUAUUGUUUUUGACUGGUCAGGAGGAAAUCGACACGGCUUGUGAGAUUUUAUACGAAAGAAUGAAGUCGUUGGGACCGGAUGUCCCCGAAUUGAUUAUACUUCCGGUAUAUUCGGCGCUGCCAUCCGAGAUGCAGACCCGGAUUUUUGAACCGGCGCCGCCCGGAAGCCGGAAGGUUGUCAUCGCGACGAAUAUAGCGGAGACUUCGUUGACCAUUGAUGGGAUUUUUUACGUCGUAGAUCCCGGAUUCGUGAAACAAAAAGUGUACAAUUCGAAAACGGGGAUGGACUCGUUGGUGGUCACGCCCAUUUCGCAGGCACAAGCCAAGCAAAGGGCGGGGCGUGCUGGACGGACGGGGCCCGGGAAAUGCUAUAGGUUGUACACAGAGAGGGCGUAUCGGGAUGAGAUGCUGCCUACUCCAGUUCCGGAGAUACAAAGGACUAAUUUGGCCACGACUGUGUUGCAGUUGAAGACGAUGGGGAUCAACGAUUUGUUGCAUUUUGAUUUUAUGGAUGCGCCGCCUGUCGAAUCGCUAAUUAUGGCCUUGGAGCAGUUGCAUUCGCUGUCGGCAUUGGACGAUGAGGGGCUUCUCACGCGUUUGGGGCGGAGGAUGGCUGAGUUUCCACUCGAGCCCAAUUUAUCAAAAAUGCUGAUUAUGUCCGUCGCUCUUCAAUGUUCCGACGAGAUUUUGACAAUCGUCAGCAUGUUGUCAGUCCAAAACGUCUUUUAUCGUCCUAAAGACAAACAAGCAAUUGCCGAUCAGAAAAAAGCCAAAUUCAACCAACCAGAAGGCGACCAUUUGACACUUUUGGCCGUUUACAACAGUUGGAAAAAUAAUAAGUUUUCGAAUGCGUGGUGUUACGAGAAUUUCGUGCAAAUAAGGACGUUGAAACGGGCACAAGAUGUCCGAAAACAAUUGCUAGGGAUCAUGGAUAGGCACAAGUUGGAUGUCGUAUCGGCUGAAAGAAAUACAGUGAGGGUGCAAAAGUGUGUAUGUUCGGGGUUUUUCAGGAAUGCGGCGAAAAAGGACCCCCAGGAGGGGUACAGGACGCUGGUGGACAGCCAAGUGGUGUACAUACACCCCUCAAGCGCCCUCUUCAACAGACAACCAGAGUGGGUGAUUUAUCACGAAUUGGUGCAAACCACGAAAGAAUACAUGCGCGAGGUGACCACAAUCGACCCAAAGUGGCUCGUGGAGUUCGCCCCCGCCUUCUUCAAAUUCUCAGAUCCGACAAAACUGAGCAAAUUUAAGAAGAAUCAACGUCUGGAGCCACUUUAUAACAAAUAUGAGGAACCUAACGCUUGGCGAAUAUCGCGAGUGAGAAGGAGGCGUAAUUAAGUGUAAAUAAAAAAUAAUAAUUUACUUUU
Molecule: messenger RNA, 3596 nt
Organism: Tribolium madens (black flour beetle)
Lineage: Eukaryota; Metazoa; Arthropoda; Insecta; Coleoptera; Tenebrionidae
Gene: pea
Product: ATP-dependent RNA helicase DHX8
Exons: 6
Coding region: 46-3567 (1173 amino acids)
Biological process (GO): mRNA splicing, via spliceosome; spliceosomal complex disassembly
Cellular component (GO): intracellular anatomical structure; catalytic step 2 spliceosome
Molecular function (GO): ATP binding; RNA helicase activity; RNA binding
Source: RefSeq, a predicted model, not a curated record